CGUGGCGCUCCGUCCAAAGGUUCCUUAUCCUUCUUCCUCGGCCGGCCGCACGCGCCGCCGUCUCCGUCACCGGCCGACACAGUAUCACCUCCUCCUGCAUCGCACCCCAUGGUGCCAGCUCUCACUCUCUCCGUGGAGCCGCUGGCUCACCGCCACCACCACCCUGCAAGACGAGCACCUUGUUCAGGAUCAUCGGGGUUUCGGAGGUCUCUCAAUCGUGCAGUGACAUCGAGGGCAAGGGUCACGAUGCUCAGCCGGCAGGAUCCGGGAGCUGAUGGCGCCGCCGGCACGCCUCUGUUCCUCGGGAUAGACUUCGGAACAUCCGGGGCAAGAUACGCUCUGAUCGACAGGCAAGGGGCCAUCCAUUCCGAGGGGAAACGAGCUUACGCACCUGUCGGCGACGCCGCGGGCUGGGCGAGCUCCUGGCGAGCGGCGCUGUUCCAGCUCCUCGGCGACAUCCCACCGGCUCACCGGCCGUCCAUCUCCUCCAUCUCCAUUGACGGGACCUCGGCGACCACGCUCAUCGUCGACAGCGAGACCGGAGAGCUCCUCGCCGGCCCGUUCCUCUACAACGAGAGCUUCCCGGACGCGCUGCCGGCUGUGGAAUCGAUCGCGCCGGCGAACCACACGGUGUGCUCCGCCUCCUCCACCCUCUGCAAGCUCGUGUCGUGGUGGAACACGGCUGGCAGCGACGGCACCGGGUCCGGCUCGGCCGCCGUGCUGAUGCACCAGUCCGACUGGCUCCUCUGGCUCCUGCACGGCCAGUACGGCGUCUCUGACUACAACAACGCCCUCAAGGUCGGCUACGACCCGGAGGCCGACGCCUACCCGAGCUGGCUCAUGGCGCAGCCGUACUCGCGCAUGCUGCCCUCCGUCAUGGCGCCGGGAGCGCCCAUCGCCGCCGUCAGAGACGACGUGCUCUCUCAGUACGGUCUUGCCGCCUGGCCGGCAGGGCUCUCCAAGGAAUGCGUCGUCUGCACCGGGACGACGGACAGCAUCGCGGCGUUCCUCGCGGCGCGCACCGCCGGGCCGGGGAGAGCGGUGACGUCGCUGGGCUCGACGCUGGCGGUCAAGCUCGUGAGCGAGGCCCGCGUGGACGACGCGAGGUUCGGCGUGUACAGCCACCGCCUGGACGACGCGUGGCUCGUCGGCGGCGCGUCCAACACCGGCGGAGCCGUCCUCCGGCAGCUCUUCACCGACGACCAGCUGGUGGUGCUGAGCAGGGACAUCGACCCGGCCGCCGCGUCACCGCUCGACUACUACCCGCUGCCGAGGAAAGGCGAGAGGUUCCCGGUCUCCGACCCCGACAUGGCGCCAAGGUUGCAGCCGCGCCCCGAGAGCGACGCGGAGUACCUGCACGGCAUCCUGGAAUCGAUCGCGCGAAUUGAGGCCAAGGGGUACAGUCUGCUGAGGGAGCUCGGCGCGACGGCGGUGGAGGAGGUGUUCACGGCGGGAGGCGGAGCGCAGAACGAGAAGUGGACGACGAUUCGGGAGAGGGUGCUUGGCGUGCCGGUGCGGAAGGCGGAGCAGACCGAGGCGGCGUACGGAGCGGCGUUGCUAGCACUGAAGGGCGCGGAUCGCCGAGUAGGAGCAAUAGCUAGCUAGAGCAGAUGCUAAAGAACUCUGGGCAAGUACGACGCUAAAAUCUGGACAAUCUAUGAUGAAUUGUGUAGGUGACAUAUGCUUGAAAAUUCUUCCAAGAUAGAUUUCUGGUGCAAAGAGGAGAAGUGCAGAUGAUAUCUUCUUUUACAGAGUAAUAAGGCCAGCUUUAGCCUUUA
Panicum hallii is the source of this 1778-nucleotide messenger RNA. Its product is annotated as D-ribulose kinase. The transcript has 7 exons. The record is from RefSeq and is a predicted model, not a curated record. Lineage: Eukaryota; Viridiplantae; Streptophyta; Magnoliopsida; Poales; Poaceae. Gene Ontology annotation, biological process: xylulose metabolic process. Gene Ontology annotation, cellular component: cytosol. The coding region runs from base 109 to 1605 and encodes 498 amino acids. Gene Ontology annotation, molecular function: D-xylulokinase activity.